Vicia faba (fava bean) is the source of this 1590-nucleotide messenger RNA. The record is from the annotation of a GenBank genome assembly. Lineage: Eukaryota; Viridiplantae; Streptophyta; Magnoliopsida; Fabales; Fabaceae.
AUGGCGCGCCCAAUCGAGUAUAUCAGUAGCAUUGACGAUUCGAAGGAUUUGUGGAAGGUUGCUGUUAGAUGUAAGCAUCUGUGGUCUGUUACCAGUUCUCAGAAUAGAGAGCACUUAGAGCUUAUUCUGUUUGAUUCAAAGUUGGAUUUGAUUCAAGCCAUUGUGCCAUCUUAUUUGGUAUCAAAAUUCAAAACACAGGUUGAACUUGAAGUUGGUUGUUCCUACAUAAUGCAGAAUUUCAAAGUUUCCAGCAAUGAUUUCUCCUUCAAAUCCACUGAUCAUAAGUUCAAAUUGAUUUUCUGUGGUUCAACUUCCGUCAAAAAGGUCCAACUUUCUGACAUACCUCUGAACCACCUCAAGUUAAUUGGAAUAAAUGCUAUUAUUGAGGGUAAAUACAGAAAGAAUUUGUUAUAUGAUAUAAUUGGUGGGGUUACUGAAAUAUCCCAAGCCCAGAUAAUUCCUGAUAACAACAAAAGCAAGAUUGUGUUUUCAUUAACUGAUCUGAGCAAACAUCAUGUGCAAUGUACUCUUUGGGGUAAAUUAGUUGUGCAACUGAAUGAGUAUUAUACGACUCAUAAGGCUGAUGGUAGUAUUGUUCUCCUACUUAUGAAUGCAAGGAUCAAGGAACCUCAAGGAAAUUAUCCUUUAAAUGUAUCAAAUGCUUGGAACGGCACAAAACUGCUCAUCAAUGAUUUGUCUAUUGAGGAGGUUAAAAACCUUAAAGAGAAACUUAAAGAUGAUCUGCCGACGCUCUCAUCCUCGAGCAUGAAAAUGGAAACCACAAAUACCUCAGUUUUUUCUGAUUUGGACAAAUUUGUAUGGAAAGCUGAAGUGUUGAGUCUGUCUGAUAUUGCAUAUCUGCAGACAGAAACUACAUGUGUGACUGUUGCGACUCUGGAGAAGUUUGAAUGUGGGCAGUCAGGAUGGUAUUAUGAUGGAUGUAGUGAAUGUACUAAAAGUGUGACUUUGAAGGAUGGAAAAUUCAUGUGUUAUUCCAAACACAUCAGUUCUGAGCCAGUCCCAAGGUUUAAGCUUGAAGUGCUUGCCUCCGAUGGAAAGUUAAAAUACAAGUUCGUAUUUUGGGAUGUAGAUUGUGUAAAGUUGAUUGGGAAGUCCGCCCUUCAGAUGAAGUUGGAUUUGAUGGAGACUGGAGAUUUUGAUCCCCUUGAAUUCCCUUAUGAACUUGAUGUGAUGCUGAAGAAGGAGUUGGCUAUAAGAGCAGUGUUUCAACCAAACAAGGCCAGUCUUUCUGUAAUCGAAUUUAAGGCAGAUGAAGUGCUACGUACCAAAAUAAAGGAGAGGUUUAAAUGUGAAGAGCACACUUCAAAGAUUGUCGUCUCAACAGAUGACACUCGGGAUAAUAUGCAUACAGCAUCAUGUACUCCGACCAUCAGCACCUCGGAAAAACAGUCUCAUGCUGAUCCACAAACAGUUUCAGAUCCGUUAUCAAUCACUGCAGAUUAUGACCCUUCAGUUGCCAACUCUGCACUUACACCGUCAAAAAGAUCUAUUCCUGAGACAGUUGAAGAACUCGACAGUGCCCAACUAUCAUCCACCAAGAUAAUAAGGGACAUCAAGCUGGAGAAAUGA